CUUUUCAGGCCACAGCAGAAGCCAACAAUCUGGCUGCUGUCGCUUCGGCCAAAGACCUGUAUUACAGCAGCAUGGAAAAGAUCUGCGGCGGAGACAAACCUUAUGUGGCCCCCGAAUUGCUGGAGGCGAAGCACCAGGAGCAGAACUCGCGGGCUCUGGAGCACUUCCGCCGCAUCAAGAAGAUGGGCGGCCGGGAGUUCAGCCAACGUUACGAGGACGAGUUGAUGCAGGAGCUGAGCGACCUCUUUGCAGACCUGGCCAAGCAUAACCAGAGCAAGAACAUCUUCAACACUUUCCGGACGCCCGCCAUCCUCUUCGGCAUCAUCGUGGUGCUCUACGUGACCUCGGGGGUCACCGACCACAUUGGACUGAGCUUGAUUGCCCAGUUGUGCAACUUAAUAGUGGGGCUGUUGCUCCUUUCCCUGCUAGCCUGGGGCUACAUCCGCUACUCGGGCGAAUACCGCGAACUGGGCAUUGUGAUUGACAACACGGCGGAGUUCGUGAUGCAGAAGAUACGGGCUAUACGGUCUCCUGUCCAUGCAGCCCCCUCCAGAGAGCAGCCCCCGUCCCCACCACCGCAGAAGAAGUCUCAGUGAACCAGGCGAACUCCCAAGACGUCAUCCUUGAUGGUGGAAACCGUCGGCUUUCCGAUCCAGGAAUCGCUUCUGCAGAGCUUCUGCAUAGACAGCUUUUAAGUCAGGCGGGGGAUCUCUGCUCCAUUCUUCCCGCUCACCUUCCUUUGAUGGACCCCCCCUCCUCUGGGUUUUUUUUCUUUUUUUCAUUUCCCCUCCCCUCCCUUCAAGAAAGAAACCUUCUGCACUUUAAAUGGGGAAACGAAACAGCCGCUCGAAAACCAUUUCCAUGCCAGCCAGUGCCUUCCGUGACGAAAAGGGGAAAAAAAAAAUCAACCCCACUGUCGUUUCAGCUGCCGGCGUUUGUUUUUCGAGGUUUGUCGGUUGUACCAAGGAGAAGAUGCCAACUCCCCUUCCCCCACCCCCACCCUCCAAAAAAAGCUUCCCCCCGGCCCUCCCCAGGCAUCGACCUCGGAGUGCCUAAAUUACCCAGCUUUUCUUUUUGUUGAAAGUUUGGCCAAACUUCGAAAGAAUUCUGCUGAAGGGCCCCGGCGGGCCUAGCCAAAUCGUUCAAAGAAAAUUAGGAAAGCUAUUUUAUUUCCAGUGCCUUUUCAAAACUGGACGGUGCCUGCUUUGACACCGAGAGGGAUCGCGUCCAGCCAGCAGCUCCACUGCCUUAGAAAGACGUCUCAGGAAGCUCGGAAUUUGAGGGAGAAACGAGAGGCCGUUGGCGCGUUAAACAUCUCCCACAUCGCCGCCAGUGUCUCUGUAUCUCUCUUUCAGUACGACGUGGUGUCCGCUUCGUUUUGGUUCUUGUAAUUCACCUUGUACCGCCAGAACGUCGAAAUGUGAGGGGGGAUCUCCUUAGCGGUCCCGCUUGGAUCUCUUUGGGAUCUCGGUCCAGAUCGGGGGGUGAGCCGUGCGGGACGUCGGGAGUUUUCCAGGGGUAGUCAAGACACUGUUCCUUGAAUGCGGUGCCGGCGUUUGCAUCUGUAUAUACCCCACUCUUAGGUUUACUGGGUUGAGACGUAACCAGUGGCGUUGCCCUUACUUACUGGUAUGGAGAAUUCACCCUCCCCCCUCCUUUCCCCCCCCUGCUUUUCCCAAGCUUGUGAGGGUGAAUGGCCUUGGUCUCCUCUCUGUCUCUGAAGGCUGUUUCCCCAUUCUCAGCCACGCUGUUUAACGUCCGACUGUUUCUCCUUCUUCGUCGCCCACUAAAUCAACCUUGGGAUGAUUCAUAAAAAACUCCGUAGCAGGGUAUGUGCCCCAUAGCUGGCAAACUUGUCCAAAGCUCAGGGUGCCUCUGGGACCCUCUGUUUCCUCCCCCCGUCUCCUGCUCGGAAACCCUUAUAUAGGCCUCGCACCAAAAAUUAUUAUUACUCCAAGCUUUGAAUCAUUCUAGCCUCCCUCGAUCACUACGGCUUCUCCAGAGGGUGAGGAUAGCUUUAUGCAUUCUUCAAGGUGCCUUUUUUUCCUUUUUAACCUUUUUUUGCCUUAUUUUUGCUGCUGGAGUCUCGCUUGAUCGCAAAGCACGAAGCUUAAGUCUUUUGGGCCAUUAGAAGGCAAGGAGCAAAAACUCGGUAGAGUUCUUUCCUGGCUUAUGCUCACGAUCGCCCUCUGGUGGCCAUUCCUUUCACAGCAAGUCUUAUUUUCACAAGAGGUUUUUUGUCGUUGCUGCAUUCUACCUCUUUUUUUUUUGUUUUGUGUUGUUUGUUUAUGGGAAUUGUCACCCCCCACAACAUCACAGGCCUCUAAGCUCCCAAAUGCAGCUUUGUUUUCUCCGGGGAAGAGAAAAGUCUCUGAUCUCUCAAAUGCCAACUUUUUCAACGUUGGGGUUUUGCGCCUAGAAUGAGCUAGUUUAGGUGAUUCUUUAUUUUGUACCUGACACAGCUGAGUGUGGAAUCUAAAGUGUGGUCUUAGACACAUAGCCAGGUAC
Molecule: messenger RNA, 2508 nt
Organism: Thamnophis sirtalis
Lineage: Eukaryota; Metazoa; Chordata; Lepidosauria; Squamata; Natricidae
Source: RefSeq, a predicted model, not a curated record